AACUUGAUUGUCUACUUGUACAACACAGCAAGACAAUGCAACACAAGCUGGAACCACGCAAUUGAACUAUGUACCACAACAGCUGCCAAUAAAACUCUGAUCAUCAAGCAAUUGCUCUUCAAGUUCACCAUAGAAAUUGCAAUUUCUAUAUGAAAAAUAAACUUAACAUAAUAAAAUUGUGAUUGCUUAAUUAUUUAUAUUUAAUACACAUCAUUAAAUUAAAUUUCGCUGCAAUGGAAAAGCCGGAAGAUAUUAUAAUUGGUGGAAUUGAAGGCGGUGGUACUCAUUCAUCACUGAUAGUGAUGGAUGGCAAGGGUAAUCAACUGGCAAAUAUCAAAGGAUCCAGUACAAAUCACUGGCAAAUUGGAAUGAAAGAGACUGCAAAAAGAAUAGCCAGUAUGAUUGAUCAAGCUAAGGAGAAAUUAAAUAUACCUGAUGAACAUCCUCUUGAUUGUGUUGGUUUAUGCUUGAGUGGUUGUGAGGAGAGAGAAACAAAUGCAAAACUUGUAAAAACUUUACAAGAAGAUUUUCCAAAUAUCAGCAAAGAAUAUGUUGUUGAAUCUGAUACAAUUGGUAGUUUACAAACAGGAUGUAAAAAUAGAGGUAUUGUUUUAAUUGCUGGUACUGGAAGUAAUGGACUUUUGGUUAAUUCUGAUGGUACUACAUCUAGCUGUGGUGGAUGGGGACAUAUGAUGGGUGAUGAAGGAAGUGCAUACUGGAUUGCACACAAAGCAUGUAAAUAUAUAUUUGAUGAUAUUGAUGGUCUUGAAAAGGCACCACAAUCAAUUACAUAUGUUUGGGAUAUUUUUAAAAAUUUUUUUCAAGUCAAUAAUCAACAUGAAAUGCUUCGUCAUUUGUACAAUGAUUUUGAUAAAAGUAAAUUUGCCAUGGUAACUGAAAAAAUUGCACAUGGUUGUCAAGAAAAUGAUGAACUUUCUUUAUUACUUUUUUCACAAGCUGGACAAUAUCUUGCUAAACAUAUCACUGGACUUCUCUCAAAGAAUUCAAAAUUUAAAAAUGAAAAAUUGAGAGUUAUAUGUGUUGGAUCUGUAUGGAAAUCUUGGGAAUUUUUAAAAGAAUCAUUUAUUAAAAAAAUUCAUGAAUCAAAUAUUAUUGAUGAAUUAAUACUUUUACGUUUGACAACAUCUUCAGCAGUUGGUGCUUGUUAUGUAGCUGCUGAUAAAAUAAAUUGUAAUAGUCUUGUUAAAACACAUGAUAAAAAUUGUGAUGAAUUUUUUACCUACAAACGUGAUGAAUAUUAAAAACCAUGAUAACAAAAUUUCAAUAAUUUCUAUAAUAUUUUUUUUUGAUAUUAAUAAUUUAUCACAAUUUUUAUUCUUCAAGUUUUUAAAAAAUAAUAGUUUUUAAUUUUAAAUAAAUGACAACAAUACAAAGUUAUAGAAAUUGUAUAUAUAUUUUUUAUAUCAAGGCACAA
Aphidius gifuensis is the source of this 1435-nucleotide messenger RNA. RefSeq names its product N-acetyl-D-glucosamine kinase (gene Nagk). NCBI's taxonomy places the organism in Eukaryota, Metazoa, Arthropoda, Insecta, Hymenoptera, Braconidae. The coding region runs from base 234 to 1262 and encodes 342 amino acids. The record is from RefSeq and is a predicted model, not a curated record. Gene Ontology annotation, molecular function: N-acetylglucosamine kinase activity. The transcript is spliced from 6 exons.